Molecule: messenger RNA, 936 nt
Organism: Ochlerotatus camptorhynchus
Lineage: Eukaryota; Metazoa; Arthropoda; Insecta; Diptera; Culicidae
Product: dnaJ homolog subfamily B member 13-like
Exons: 4
Coding region: 4-936 (310 amino acids)
Cellular component (GO): cytosol
Molecular function (GO): protein-folding chaperone binding
Source: RefSeq, a predicted model, not a curated record
AAAAUGGGUUUCGAUUACUACGCUAUUUUGAACAUCCCCCGAAAGGCAUCCGAUGUUGAGAUCCGAUUGGCAUACCGAAAAUGGGCCGUUCGCUGCCAUCCGAAAAACGACUUCCACGAUCCACCGGAGAUUCCUUUCCCAUCGAUGCCACUGGAACACUAUUGGGAACUUCUGAAUGAAGCAUUCGAUGUACUUUCCAAUCCCCUUCGGAAACAGAUUUACGACGUUUACGGAGAGGAAGGUUUGAAAUUAGGUGUCGUCACACCAACUGGAUUCGUUGAACCCUACGUUUUCACGAACGAUUGCAUGAAAAUUUACAAGGAAUUCUUCGCCACCUACUCGCCGUACGGAAAUCUAAUCGAUUCCGUUACAAGCCCCCCACCACUUUGCCAGGACGACAGCCGGAUCGUUCGAGUGAAAGGUCCCGACAUUGAGCACUUCGUCGAUCUGGAGCUGGAGGAAAUUUUCCAAGGGGCCGUCAAAAAGAUGCGAAUUACCCGCGAGGAAUUCAUCGGUGAAGCUCGAGUUCAAACGACCGUGGUCGAGGAUACGCUUACCGUUCAUACCCUACCGGGAGUUUCCACGGGGACGAAAAUUCGUUUCGAAGAAGCCGGAGACUGCAGUCCGAAGAUAAUACCCUCGGAUAUUGUUUUUGUGGUGCGUGAAAAAGCACACCCGAAAUUUCAACGGAAUGGAGCGGAUUUGCAUACGCUGGUGCCGAUUUCCCUGCAAGAAGCGAUGGUAGGAUUUCCACUGGAGAUAGAUGGCGUCGAUGGACGACAGUUGGUGCUGCAGAUUGUGGAUGUAGUUCAUCCGGAGUACGUUAAAGUACUGAAAGGGGAAGGUCUGCCUUUUCCGAACGCAGAAGAAGAUAAUAAACGAGGUGAUUUGUACGUGACAUUCAAAAGUAAGUAUGAAUUCGAAUCUGCGAUUUAG